Molecule: messenger RNA, 864 nt
Organism: Aureobasidium melanogenum CBS 110374
Lineage: Eukaryota; Fungi; Ascomycota; Dothideomycetes; Dothideales; Saccotheciaceae
Exons: 1
Coding region: 1-864 (287 amino acids)
Source: RefSeq, a predicted model, not a curated record
AUGUUUUCCGACACAAAUAUACAAGAUCUCGAGACUUUAUUACACAAAGGCAUUGUCUGCAGGCCUGUCAAUUACUUCUUCAUAAAGCGCAACUAUACGAACCGCGAGCUCAAUACCUUGAGAAGCCUGGAGCCGGACGCAAGCAAAGCCAUUGGACGUCAGCUAUCAGACACCGAACGCAAUGUCCUGCUCGAGUACAAAGGCAACUCAAUCGCAUCUGAGUCUCGGCCGUCAGCAUUUACAGUGUCUAUUGCGGCUCUGGGUGGAGUGUUGAGCACCAUGAUCAUGAUGAGAGCACGCAGGCGCCGGAUCUGUGGCCAACUCGUCCAUCGAAUUCAGGAUCGCCAUCUGUCCUUGCGUGAUUUUUGUGGUAUCGCCUCUGUUAUCGCUCUCCUGCUCAAACCCACUGGGAGCCAGCCUCUAUCGCUCGAAAUCCUCGGCGAUCCUCGUAUGAGUGAAUUCAGAAGAUCGAUACAAGGCAGAAAAAAGGAGUUCGGCGGCCAUGAACCAAAACUUGUCAGAAGAAUGAACAGAAACAUCGAAGAACCAAUUCAAUGGUUCAGAGCCGCGUCAAGGUCGAAAUAUAUAGCUUCGAUCAAGGUGUCACCUCCCAGGGAAAUAGACCGUGAGGAAAGUCUGCCCAUCACAGAUCAUCCUGAUCAUCCUGAUCUAACUUGGCCAGAGGGAUCCUCAAGCUACAGAAAGCAGCUCAGAGGCAACCUCAUUGCGAGAGAAAACCAGAUCCUGGAGAACAUGAGCUGGCAAGAGGUCCUCAAGGUUCUUGAACUUUGCAAUCGGGCGGAACCACUUGAUACGUUUGUGUAUAAUCCGCCGGCUCCGAUCCCUCACUUGUACGUCGAGUAG